UAACAAAAGAUUCAUCAAUAAAUAAGUACAGUCAGCAAGAAAGUUACCAAUAUGUCCAAAAUCUAGAAUGUCUUUCUCGCUCAUUACAAUUCUAAACCUUUUUUGCGUCUGAAUCAAGAAAACUUCUCUAUUGCUUUUGGAGGACAUAUUUGUAGUUCCAUUAAAAGUGUUUGACAAAGGCGAGCCCCAUUUAAACGUCAUAAUGUCAUUUGUGAUUAUGCACUACAAAGUGUAUUAACCACACCUGCUUUGGUUGUCUUUAAGGCAGUGGUUUAGAGUAGCAUUUGUGCUUUAAGACAGCUGUACUUUGUCCUUCUCCAUUUCACUUUCUAACUUCAGUUACUUUAAAUAUUUGGAUAAAGUCCUCUAAAUAUACAGACAGAUAACAGAUAAUUAAACAUGUGUUUUUGUUUGGUAAGAUUACCUUUAUUAUUCCCUUGGUGUAAUGCACAAACUGCCCAGCACUUUGUGUAAAAGUCCUUAUUUAUCAGCUGAACAUUAAAGUGAUAAAAUCAUCAAUGCAUAAAUCCUAAAAAAAAAUGCAAUGGGCCAGCAAAAUGAGGACUCUUUUUGUAAUUAAAAUAGAUGUUGAUGCUAAUACUUUUGUACUCUUACUUGGUUUGACUUAUCACAGAGUAUGUAUAGAUCAUACUUAAAACGCACUACAAUUAUGUAUAAAUACUCUGUGAUAAAUCAAACCGCUUUAUUUGGGAAGUUUGGGAUUUUAAACAUAAUUGUACAUGUGGCAUAAAAACACUGUGUAUGUCUGCAUAUAAAUCAGUUGUUUAAUUUAGACAGUGUCAAAGUGUAUUGUCUCACUCAGACUGUUAUUGAUGGUCGUGUAAUUGUAAUCCUGUAAACAUAGCCAAUGAUGGAACAUAUUUUCCGCUUGUUAGUCUAAAGUUCAAAUGUUGGAAACUUGGCUGUAAAAAUGACUGAAAUUGGUUUCAAUAUGCUUUUAUAGUUCUGAGAAGGAAUUAUCUACUCUUGUUGUUGUUGCAAAUACAAUUUACUUGAGCUCAUCUAUGAAGUGUGUUAAUACUUCCAUGUUGACUAUCGUGCUAACUUUCAGCUAGAUUCUGACUCCUGUUGUAUAUUAUAAUUGUUUAAACGUGUCAAGUAAUUAUGGAACUUAUUUGUAUUCAUAGGGUAUACCUUUCCUUUAUGUUUGUCCUACUAUAUCAACAAAAUACAAAUUGGAACCUUGUUGAAACCUGCAGAAAGCUUGGAAAAUAAUUUUAAAAUGUACCACAAAUAAGCCAUCAAGCAACAAGCCAGUGCCAUAACAGAUUAAAGGCGCUCCUGCUUUACACCCUCCAUCCUUUGAUGAGACUGAAGUGGAGCAGACCCAGUUCUCGGUGCUAAUCAGCUGAAUAAGUGACAGAAUCAUGCUGAAAGCUGGAAAGGUAAAAAAGAAAAUAUGACAAAGCUCUUUCUCUUCGUCCUGUUUUCCGUUGAGAAGCUUCCUGCAAUCUCUGGCUCAGCACGGCCCCAUGACUCAGCGACUGAGCCCGCAGUGGAGGUCAGGGGCCCGGCCAAGCGUGGCCCGCUCACAGACCUACGGCCAUCCUCCACUAAAGCACUCUGCUGCUCCCACUUAUAGGCUUAUGCUAGCCCUGAAAACACCUGCUGCCUUUCAUGAGCAGAUUCGCAGCCUGGAAAGAGCUAGGACUGGGAGUUUCCUAAAGCACAAGCUGUGCAGGAGACCUGAGCGCUCCGAGCUGGUCCGUAUGCACAUCCUACAAGAGACGCAGGCUGAAGCCUCCCUGCAGGCCACACAGAUGAAGCUGAAGAGGGCAAGGCUGGAGGAUGAUCUCAACGAAAAGCUCGCCCAGCGGCCAGGAGCCAUGGAGCUGGUGGAGAAGAACAUCCUGCCUGUGGACUCCGGUGUGGAAGAAGACAGCGAUGGUGAGGUAACCAGCUCUAAGCCAACAGACAUUUACAACUUUGAUGAGGACAGCAGCGAUGCCUUAUCACCACCAAAGCCUGCCAGCCAAAAAUCUCCCAACUCCACGUUCACCUCCCCGAAGGAGUCUGGAGGGACUGAGGCCACUUCCCCUUCCUCCAACUUAAACUCUCCCAUACAGCUCUCCCCACCGCCUAACACACAGUGCACAUCAAACGCAGUCAGCCUUGUCUCCACGGGCGAGCGACAAAACCACCAACAAGUCUCUGCACCUCAGCCAAUCACCACUUCCUUCCCAAAUAUCACCCCGGGGCCACUUCUUGUAAAGCAAAGCUUAACCAAGCUACCCGGGGAUAAAAGCCGCAGCAAGAAGAGCAAAGAGCCCAAACCACGGGUGAAAAAGCUCAAGUACCAUCAGUACAUCCCCCCGGACCAGAAGCAGGAGCUCAGUGAAGUUCUGAUGGACUCGACUUACGCCCGUCUGUUGGAGCAGCAGCAGCAGUUCCUGCAGCUUCAGAUCUUAAACCAGCAGCAGCAGUACAGCUACCAGGCCGUGCUGCCCGCCACUCUCAAACCAACUACUGAGGUACAAAGCAGCUGCUGCAAUGUUGCUCUGAGAGGAAGCGCUGCAUCUCCCCCUGUGCACCCCCGACACACUCAGACCAACCGCAGGCCGGAUCACUUACCAACUAACCUGGACGAGAUGAAGGUCGCUGAGCUGAAAAUGGAACUAAAACUCAGAUCUCUGCCUGUUUCUGGGACCAAGACAGAUCUAAUAGAGAGGCUUAAGAUGUAUCAGGAGAACUGUAACACCCAGACUGCCACUGAGACCACAGCCUCGCAGUCUGAAAACAUAAAGUUAACCCCGCCUGUGUCCCCUAUAGCCUCCAAGGUGUCCAGUCUGGGCAUAGAGGACAGCCCGACCAGGCUCCCUGAUGCUCAGUCUGCAGCUCCCUGUGUGAACUCACCACACCGAGCUCUACAGGAGAGCCCCUCAGAGAAAAGGGCCUUUGUGAAGGACACUGAGAAGGACAAACGUCUCCACGAGAAGCAGCGCCAGAUCGAGGAGCUGAUGCGGAAGCUGGAGCAGGAGCAGAGAUUGGUGGAGAAGCUGAAGAUGCAGCUGGAGGUGGAGAAGAGGAGUCAGCAGGGAGAUUCUCCUCCUCAGCUCAGCCCUCUUGCUCCCUUCAGGGUCAAAGAGGAAAACUUGUCAAACUGCUCAGCGUCUUGUGGUUCUCCUGACCUUCCAGUGUUGGUCAAACAAGAGGAGGCGGCUUCUCAGAAUCAAUUCAUCAACCAGACAAUGCAGCAGCCCGAAAGCGUGCAGCGAGUUCAGGCCGGAGCUCAGAUCCUCCUGGCUUCAUCCCAUCCUCCCUCGGCAGUUAGUAUCCAGCUCCCUCCCAGCAGCAUUAAAUUACACACUACUGUUAGUAGCGCGGCCCCAGGCCUCAUCCAGACAUCUGGACAGGUGCCACAGAAAAUAGAGGCCUCAGCAGCGCCUCAACAGCGCUGCAGCACUCAGACUCAGCCGUCCACAAAGACGUGGAUGAUGGGUAGUGCAGCACAAAGCUUACUCGAUACAUUCCCAGCGAGUGGAUGUCCUGUGGGAGCCUCCUCGAGCCUAGCUGGUGCUAAAGAUGCUACUAAUAAGUCUCCCUGCACCAGCCAGCCAACGCUGAUCAUUCCAAACCAUGUGUCGAAGUGUAAAGACCCGCCCCGCUACGAGGAUGCCGUAAAACAGACACGCAGCAUGCUAACAGCUGUUCAGGGUCCCACAGCAGCCAGCCAGCAGAUGGAUGACUUGUUCGAUGUGUUAAUCGAGAGUGGUGAGAUCUCCCCCUUCAUCAGACAGGAUCCUCCCUGCCUGGGCAAGCCUCUCCCUGUGACAGCCAGUGUCACCACCCUUCCCAUCAACACAGCUUUAUCCCGCCCUCUCCCUGUGGUCCAGGUAGCCCAGCUUCCUGCAGCGCAGCUCAACCCCUCGGCUAGCUUGGCGGCCUUGACCUCCAAGCCCCUGCUGACUGCUCACACAGAGCCCCAAACACUGACACUGCUGGAGGAGCUGCACUCCCCCGUGGUCAGCAUGGAGGUGGACUCCCCCUCUGCUUUGCACUUGCACAGCACCAACAUGGACAAUAUGGAUUGGCUGGACCUCACCCUGUCCGUCCCAACAGGGGGGGUCAACCCUCUGGACAUGUCAGCGCCAGUGGGCGUCUUCUCCUCCGACUUCCUGGAUUCGCAUGAACUGCACUUAAACUGGGAGUGACAAAGGAGAUUUCACGCACCUAUCAGACAAUUUUUUUAUGCAAGGGAGGAUGUUUCCAGGUUGGAGAAAUAAGUGCUUUUGGAGGUCGGGGCAGCUCUGUUUCUGCUAUCUGCCCCAUAAUAAUCAGCUGAGUAAUAAUCGAAUAUGUGCUGCAUCAGUUAAGCGAUCCUGCAUUGAUCUCCUUUUGAGGCCCUUUGAUUGUAAUCGGAGACUGACCUUAAGUGGGACUGGUACUGGCAGAUUAAGAUGAAGGAAGGAGCUUUUCAAAUGUCAAUCUUAAAUAAUUCCACUUCUCUCAUGUUAUUACUUUCCCUUCGUCCUCUGGUCGUAAUGAAUGUACAGCUUUAAAUAGAAUUUUGUAAUAACUGAAAGAGCAGGAGAUAUGUCCUAAUGCUGGUAAAAGAACUAUAGCGCAAGCACUGCAUGUAGCUGGGGGGUGUUGUUCACUCCACCCUGUCUUGGAAUUCAUUUCACUAUCAAAACAGAUUGUACACACACACCUUCUCAAUGUGCCCCCUGUGUAUGUGUUGAAUGUGAAGCAUAAAUCAGAUGUUUAUAUGAGGGUGUGAUGUGAUAAUGAUAUGAUAUGAACCUGCUGAGGUAACACAGUGUCAGAUGAGCCUGACCAACCAAGGACUUACUGCGAAAUACUCCAUUUCUCAACCAGUUCUGACAAGAAAUGUGCAAAUCAGCCAAAUCCUGCACAGGCUUUGUAAAACCAAUAGUCCCAGGGCACAGGAUUUGCCAAGUACUGGUAAAAUAUGCAAGUGCCUAUAGCAGAUUUGCAUUAACUGGUCAAAUAUUGUUUGAAAUCUGAAAUUUUGCUUACCUUUUUGCUUCUUGACAAAAAAAGUUAUUUUUGUACCCUGCCUAUUAUUUUAAAAAGCAAAAAACAGUUGAGGGAACCUCAUGAGAAAGCUCAUCUACUGUGCUAUUUAUAAAAAUGAUCAUCCAUUGAAGAUGCGUUAAAAUGA
Eleginops maclovinus (Patagonian blennie) is the source of this 5146-nucleotide messenger RNA. It is a transcript of the gene mrtfbb, whose product is annotated as myocardin related transcription factor Bb. Gene Ontology annotation, cellular component: nucleus. Gene Ontology annotation, biological process: positive regulation of transcription by RNA polymerase II; smooth muscle cell differentiation. Gene Ontology annotation, molecular function: transcription coactivator activity. Lineage: Eukaryota; Metazoa; Chordata; Actinopteri; Perciformes; Eleginopidae. Bases 1494 to 4172 code for a protein of 892 amino acids. The transcript is spliced from 13 exons. The record is from RefSeq and is a predicted model, not a curated record.